AGUUUCUGAUCGAUUUCUUCACGAUCGAGGUUUCCUCAAACGUAUCGAUCUUUAGGCUUCAUCUGCUGCGAUCACUGUUCGUCAGAGUCAGGAUGGAGUCACACAGACCGAGCGGCUCUCCAGACGUCAGGAUACAGAAGGGCUACAUGCUGCAGCACAGUCCCAGAGGCAGCCCGGACAGCCUGUUUGGAGUGAGGGUGCAGGUCCAAGGGAUUAAAGGUCAACCUUUCGUGGUUCUGAACAGUCCUGGUCAGGAGAGCCACAGGGACAUUUCUGUCAUCACUCACCAGGCAGGGUACAAUCCAGGCAUGGUGAGGAGGUCUGUAGAUGAAAGACACUCUCCGUCCGCAGCACAGAGGACGGGGAACUCCUCUGCAUUUCAUUAUCAGCAACACCCAGAGAUCCUGAGACCUUAUGACCCAGAGAGCAAUAACCUGAGCCAAGUCAUUCCUUCUCAAACAGCCUCUCGACCUGGACAGCAACACACUGGCCUUCUCCAAGAGAAAACCCAAACUACCAACGGUUCCAAACCCAGGAUCCCUCUGCCUGCCGAGGGCCCUGAAGACCCAGCUGAGGUGACCAGCAACAAGACCCCUCUCUCUAGUGGACACAUUCCUGCAAGAGCCCCCAGCUCAGUGGACACAGACUCCAUCAUGUCUGUAGGAAAGCUAAUAAGCCAAUUCAACAGCCGCCAAAGGAGGGGGAGAGGUCCAAGGAACAGGCUGGACCCGGAGGAGUGUCGGCGAUCACGCAGCGUGGACAGCGGACGGACCUCCGACUCCUCCUCAUCCUCCUCUUCAUCCAGCAGAGCCUCGUCUCUGAGGGGCAUCAGAGGUGAAACCCCAGGUGGGAUUUAUCCUCCCGGAUCAGCCCGGGCUCGACUCCUCGGUGGAGAGACUGCUUUGGCAAGCAAAAGGGAGGAAAGCAAGCCAAGCAUGCUGUUUAAAGGACAUAACGGCAAAGAGAUGGAAUCUCAGCACGCCACAAACCUGCUUCACAGAGCAGAGAAACCAUCCAUCUCCUCGUCGUGUGGGGACCAAACCGGCGAAUCUGAUGACAGAGAUGCUCAGGUCACUCCUGAUCUUCUGAAAGGACAGCAAGAGCUCUCAGUAGAUCCAACUGAAGACACAACUAGACAAAUACUGUUCACUUACCUGAAGGAUGGGACGACUGACGAUGACCCCACCACCCAAAGAAAAGUCAACCUGCUGCUGGAGAGGAUCGACAAGCUCAAGUGGAGGACUGCUGAGAAUGUGGAGGAGGAGAACAAAGACGUGAAGCUGCUGCAGGAGAAACAGGCAGCACUGGAGAAGGAAGUGUCGGAAUUAAAGCAAAGACUGGAAACUGAAAUGAAGAAUGAAAUGACCCUGGCCAAAGCCUGUGAGAAGGCGAGGACAGAGAAGAAGAAACUUCAGGAAGAGUUGACCAAAAGCCAGGCAGAGCUCUGCAAGCUCAGGGACAAAGUGGCUGAAGUUGAUGCAGAACUUCAGUCCACCAAACAGCAGUUGACUCACAUGAAGGCAGAUAAAGAAAGAUCUAAGGCCGAGAUGAAAGACCUUCAGCAGCAGCUCUCUGAGAUGCACGACGAGCUGGACCGAGCCAAGAGGGCGGAGGUGGUAAACACGCAGAAAGAAGUCCUCCUGCAGGACCUGGCGCAGCUGCGUGUCGACUUCCAGGAGAUGAUUCAGGUGAAGGAGGAGCAGGAGGAGGUGCUGCACCACACGGAGAGGGAGCUCAGCGCCCUGAAGGGGGCACUUAAAGAGGAGGUGGAGACUCAUGAUAAAUACAUGGCUGCUCUGAAGGAGGAAUAUGAACAGGAGCUGGAGAAGCUCCUCGGGGAUUUGGAGCAGGCUAAAGAGAGCAAUUCUGUGCUGGGCCAGAGGAAGGUUGAAGCAGAGGAGGAGAGAGGUGCAGCAAAGGUGCAGCUGAAGGAGCUGAGCCAGGACAGAGAUGUGCUGAGAGGAAAAGUGCAGGAGCUCAACAACAAGGUGGAUCAACUGAGUCAGGCCAUCCAGGAGUCCAAAACCAACGAGAGGCUGAUGGAGCAGAGAGCGAAGCAGCUGGAGAGGGAAAAGCAGCAGGUUGAGGAGAUGCUGAUGGAAGUGAGGAGGAACGAGGAGGAGAUGUGUCAGUCUAACCAGUCACUGCUCCUUCGUCUGGAGGACGUGCAGAGUAAGCUGACCAAACUAAACUAUGAGCACAGGGACCUGAAAGAGAAGCUCAAGGAGGAGAAGAAACAAAUCGAGGAGCUGUGGAGGACAAAAGCUGAACUGGAGGAUGAGAGGAGGCUGCAGGACAGGACUGUGGAGCAACUGCAGAGGAAGAUGAACAGCAUCAUGGAGGAGUGCGAGGCGAGUACAGAUGUGCUUCAGAACCAGGUCGACGAGGCCAAAGAGAGGAGUCAGAGGGAGUUGGCCGAACUGCGGAGACAGCUGCAGGAAAAGGGAGCAGAGCUGGAGAAAUCCAGACAGGCGGCCAAAAAGCUGCAGGAAGAGCUGCUUCCUCUGGAGGAGGACCUGCGUCGGUGUCGCAGGGAGCAGCAGGAGGCCCAGCAGAGGGGCCGGCAGCUGGAGCAGAAGGUGGAGGAGCUGGAGGAGAGGAGUGCUGCCACGGUGGACGAGCGAGAUCGACAGGUCAAGCUCAUGGAGGGACGCAUCGGUCAACUAGAAGAAGAUCUUAAUGAUGAGCGCACCGGUGCUGACCGUCUGAUGGAGCGACUUGACAAAACCAAAGAGCAGAUGGAUCAGAUGAGGAACGAACUGACGCAGGAGAGAGGAGUCAGGCAGGACCUGGAGUGUGACAAGAUGAGCCUGGAGAGACAGAAUAAAGACCUCAAGAGCAGAGUGACUCAUCUGGAAGGAUCACAGAGGACCAACCAGGAUUCACUCGUCUCCAAACUUAACAGCCGCAUCCAGGAGCUGGAGGAGAGGCUGCAGGGAGAAGAGAGGGACAACAACAGCCUGCAACAAGUGAACCGCAAGCUGGAGCGCAAGGUGAAGGAGAUGAAGAUGCAGGCGGACGAGGAGCACGUCAACCUGCAGAGCGAGAGAGACCAGCUGACUCAGAGGCUGAAGACGGCAAAGAGGCAGAUGGAUGAGGCGGAGGAGGAGAUCGAGCGUCUGGAACACGCUAAAAAGAAGUUGCAAAGGGAGCUGGAUGAACAAAUGGAGGCCAAUGAGCAGCUUCAUGGCCAACUGAGUGCACUGAGGAACGAGAUGAGGCGUAAGAAGAAAUCACCUCCCCUCAUUAGGGUUGUGGAGAAGGACGCGAACGACAUGGACGACUUUGGAUCUGAUUGACUGACUGAUCUAUGAUUUUUAAAAACAACCAGACAGACAUUUCGGGACUUUAUUAAACAACGUUGAACUCACUGUGAAGAAUCUUUGAAAACUUAAUUCAACAUAAUUCCAUUAACAACUCAGGUGUGACUUUAUCAUGUUUCCAGUUUGAACCAUAUGGCACCUUGCCAAGGCUGACCUCUUGUGGCAAUAUUUAUAACUGCAUUAUCUGUCAAACCAGCACAACAACCCAGGCUCAUUUACUCAGAGUGAUUCUUUUUUUGUUCCCUAAGUUAUUCUGCUGUUGUGUGAAUUAAAAAUGUGUAAACUGCAAACUUUAAACUAAUAAAUAAAUGUAUUAAAAGGCUUUUGC
This is a messenger RNA of Stegastes partitus (bicolor damselfish), 3651 nucleotides long. RefSeq names its product cingulin-like protein 1. Gene Ontology annotation, cellular component: myosin complex; bicellular tight junction. NCBI's taxonomy places the organism in Eukaryota, Metazoa, Chordata, Actinopteri, Pomacentridae. The transcript is spliced from 19 exons. The coding region runs from base 93 to 3299 and encodes 1068 amino acids. The record is from RefSeq and is a predicted model, not a curated record. Gene Ontology annotation, biological process: protein localization to cell-cell junction.